Zymoseptoria tritici IPO323 is the source of this 1074-nucleotide messenger RNA. RefSeq lists its product as uncharacterized. Gene Ontology annotation, molecular function: acyltransferase activity, transferring groups other than amino-acyl groups. The coding region runs from base 1 to 1074 and encodes 357 amino acids. The transcript has 5 exons. NCBI's taxonomy places the organism in Eukaryota, Fungi, Ascomycota, Dothideomycetes, Mycosphaerellales, Mycosphaerellaceae. The record is from RefSeq and is a predicted model, not a curated record. Gene Ontology annotation, biological process: biosynthetic process.
AUGGCCUCCGACUACGAGACGUACUCCCUCGGCGAUUUCACUCUCAAGAAUGGUGGCAGUAUUCCCGAUGCGCACAUCGCCUACAAGACCUUUGGAGACGCUUCUCUCCCAGCCGUCAUCUAUCCCACCUGGUACUCUGGCGUGAUCGAGAACAACGAAUGGCUCAUCGGCAGUGACAAGACUCUCAAUCCCUCCAAGUACUUCAUCAUCAUCGUCGCCCUCUUCGGCAAUGGACAGUCUUCUUCGCCGAGUAACAAAGCAAAUGUCAGACCAUGGCCGCAAGUCCUUUUCUUUGAUAACGUCCGCGCACAACAUGAGCUCGUGACAAAGAAAUUGGGCAUCAAGCAUGCCCGCGCCGUCCUGGGUUGGAGCAUGGGCGCAGGCCAGACAUUCCAGUGGGCGACGCAGUACCCGGACUUCAUGGACUUGAUCGUGCCGUUUUGUGGAGCGGCGAAGACGGCGUUGCAUAAUCAGUCCAUGCUGGAGGGUGUCAAAGUUGCUGUGCUGGGAGGGAAGGGAGCUGCGAGUGGCGGUGUUUGUAAAGGAGAAGCGGGUGAGAAGGAGUACCGCGCUUGGAGUACGGAAGAGCGGGAGAUAGGACUGAAGGCGCUGGGCAGAGUGUAUUCUGGUUGGGGCUUCUCGCAGGCAUUCUAUCGUGAGAAGCUGUAUGAGUCCGUGCUUGGCUUCAAGGAUAUCGAGGACUUCAUGGUGAACUUCUGGGAAGCCUGGGCUUUGUCGAAAGAUCCGGACAACAUGGUCGCCAUGCUGUAUACCUGGCAGGCGGGUGAUUGCUCUGAUCAAGAGCCGUAUAAUGGCGACUUUUCAGCGGCAAUGAAAGGCAUCAAAGCGAAAGCUCUGGUGUUGCCCUGCCAGACCGACCUUUACUUUCCACCUGAAGACUCGGAGAUCGAAGUGGCCGACAUGCGACCUGGCAUUGGCCAUUGUGAAGCCUUUCCAAGUAUUUGGGGCCACUGGGCAGGAGGACCAGGAGACAGCAAGGAGGACGUGAAGUGGCUGGAUGACAAGCUGCGAGAAUUCUUCGCCCAGGUUGAGACUGAGAUCUUGAAGUUGUGA